Molecule: messenger RNA, 3454 nt
Organism: Humulus lupulus (European hop)
Lineage: Eukaryota; Viridiplantae; Streptophyta; Magnoliopsida; Rosales; Cannabaceae
Product: ubiquitin-like domain-containing protein CIP73
Exons: 18
Coding region: 296-3073 (925 amino acids)
Cellular component (GO): BAT3 complex
Molecular function (GO): polyubiquitin modification-dependent protein binding; misfolded protein binding
Source: RefSeq, a predicted model, not a curated record
UUACCGACCGUCACAUACGAAGGUUCAAUCUUAGGAGUUAAGCAAACCCCAGAUAAUCUAGAUUCUUCUGGAACUAUCUAAGCGUGUUAUCGUGGUCCAACCCAUAAACCAACAAAGAAAAAGGUAGAAAAAAAGCUCAUUCCUCCGAUAAUCUUAUCUCUCUCACUCUCACUCUCAAAAUAUUCAUCUUCACAAAGCGUUUUUCUAAAGUUUAAUCGAUUAAGCCGUUUGAGUCUCCUGCUCUGCUUCGUAUCGCUUCCGAUAUCGGCCACUCCACUUCAGGAAUCGAAAAGUAAUGGCGGAUCAGUACUCCGGUGAAGGCUCCAGUACUAUCAAUACUACUAUGGAUAGUUCGGAUUCUAUUGUGGAAAUCAGUAUCAAGACAUUAGACUCGCAGAUUUACAGUUUUCGAGUUGAUAAAAAUAUGUCUGUUUUGUCGUUUAAGGAGAAGAUAGCUAAUGAAACUGGCCUACCAGUUGGUCAGCAACGGCUGAUUUUUAGGGGAAAGGUCUUAAAAGAUGAGCAUCUUCUUUCUGAGUACCACGUGGAAAAUGGUCAUACACUUCAUCUAGUUGAAAGGCAGCCAGCACAGUCUCAAAAUUCCUCCGGUACAAGUACUGGUGAAACUAAUGGGGAUAAUAACAAUCAAGCAAAUGAUGCCAAUGCGGGUGCUUCUCGUAACCGUGUUGGACAAAUUUCACACAGUGUAGUUCUCGGGACAUUUAAUGUUGGGGAUCAAGGUGAAGGGAUGGUUCCUGACCUUAGUCGGGUAAUUGGGGCAGUUCUGAAUUCUAUUGGUAUUGGAAACCAGAACCAGGCUAUGGCUAAUGCUACUGGCACUGCACAGUCUAAUAGUAUGUCAAGUAAUCCUGGUACUGCCCAAGGAAAUGGAACAGAAGGGAUUCGUGUUAAUGUUGGUGGUCAGAACCAAGCAGGAAACCAACCACAGUCUGGGCAGGCAUUCCCUAGGUUUCCAUUGCCUCAAGUUCUGCAAAUCCCUAUUGCUACUGCAUCAGUACCUAUUCCUUCACUAAAUACGCCAAUUCCAGGCUCUUUGACUACUCUUUCAGAGUUUAUGAAUCGCAUGGAGCAGACUUUUUCACAAACUGGUUACCAGCCAAAUUCAUCUCCAAUCAGUACCGGAGAUCUACCAAGGGUGGACUUGCCUUCUAAUGCCCAGGGGUUACAUACACCAGAAGCGUUGAGCAUUGUUCUACGUCAAGCAGAACGGCUGCUGAGCACUCAUGCAGUUGCUGCAUUAUCUCAUAUUGCAGGGCGCUUGGAGCAGGAUAGAGAAUCUACUGAUCCUACUGUGAGAGGUCAAAUCCAGACAGAGUCGAUGCAAGUGGGUCUUGCAAUGCAACAUUUAGGCACUCUUCUUCUCGAGCUUGGUCGUACUAUUUUGACUCUGCGGAUGGGGCAGACUCCUGCAGAAUCUAUUGUAAAUGCUGGACCUGCUGUUUAUAUUUCUCCAUCAGGGCCUAACCCUAUAAUGGUUCAGCCUUUUCCCCUUCAAACAAGCUCUCUCUUUAGUGGGUCUGCCCCUCAAUUGAAUCCCAUGACCUUGGGUUCUGCCGGCAUUGGAAAUGCCCCCAGAAAUGUAAACAUUCAUAUACAUGCUGUUGGUACGCAGGGUGCUAAUGGAGACGGGCUGCAGGGAGAACGCCGCAGUGGAGGAACUGGUUCUGCUGAUUCAGGUGCAUCACGUGUGACACCUGUUAGAAAUAUAAUUACUGCUGCUGCCCCACCACGCCCUUCUGGUUCUGCAUUGUCUAGUGUUGUGAAUCCUGCCACUGUUCUUUCUGCUCCAGGUGCAUCUGCUUCACAGCCAGCUACUAACUCUGAUUCACUGUCCUCUCUUUUAGCAGAAGUAAAUUCACAAAUUAGAAAUUUAGUUGGUAACAUGCAGGGAGAUAACCUGGUUCAGUCAGGUCAAGAAGAUACGAAUAAUCAGAACUCACAUGUUCCCUCCGGUAGUCGUGAUGCAGAGAUUGAGCAUUGUAUUACACCAGCAGUUAAUGUAGAUGGGGAAUCCAAUGUCUCAUCCCUUGGGUGUAUACCAGAACAAGCCCGUGAGGAUGCAGGUGUUGUUUCUGAUUUAAAAGAUGAUUUGACGUGCUCCUAUAAAGAUUCUCAGAGUUCUGCCAGUGGACAAAAAAUGGAGAAGGAUGUAGAAGAUCAUAAAGAAAAUAGUCCUAGGGAUGUUGAGAAGCUGGAUGGAAAUGAUGCUGCUAAAGUUGUUCCUCUUGGAUUAGGACUUGGAGGUUUGGAACGCAAGAGACGUGCCCGAACUCAGCUACAAAAACCACUGGCCCAAAGUGCAGACAGUGGCACUACUAGUAGUUCCACUAAUCAAAAUCAGCAAGUGAGAACCAACCAACAGGUUUCAGGACAACCGUCCUCUGCGGUUCAGCUGGCCAGAGAUGGUGGGCCUUUGGGUGGGCUAGGUUCUGAUGGCCAAGAUGAUCUGGCAAGCGUUAUGUCUCAGGUUCUGCAAAGUCCUGCUCUGAAUGGUAUGCUGUCAGGCGUUUCUGAGCAAACUGGUGUGGGGUCUCCAGAUGCCUUGAGGAAUAUGUUGCAGCAGUUCACACAAAGCCCACAAAUGAGAAAUGUAGUAAAUCAAAUCGCUCAACAGGUCGACAGUCAGGAUGUCGGAAACAUGUUUACAGGAAUGGGAGGCCAAGGUGGUGGACUCGAUUUUUCAAGGAUGUUUCAACAAAUGAUGCCCAUUGUGUCUCGAGCCCUUGGAAGUACAGGGCCAACUGCUCCACAACCAGUCUCUGCUGUGGAGCCCCAAGCAUUGCCACAGUACAAUCAAAGGAAUUUAAGUGGAUGUGAGAACAAUGACCAGGAUUUACAGGAUGACCUUCAAUCAGUGACUCAAAAGAUUGAAAACAUGAGUCCACCGGAAGACAUUUUUCAUUCACUAGUUGAAAACUCACUUCGGUUAUCUGGCAUUGAAAGUGGCCCUGAAGGACUUGUUGAUGAGCUGUGCAGCAACGAGAGCCUUGUUAAUGAAUAUCUCGAGCUAUUACGAAACGAAAUAGGUCAACGGUUUCAGGGUGAUUUGUGAUUUGGAGGUGGACAAGUGCUAGCCUGGCGUUUAUCAGGCAGUUGGUCUGAUCAUUGGUCUUGAAGGAUUUGAAUUAGAUUUGCCCAUUUGGCUAGUACUUUGUGGGAUUACUCGAAAUCGGUUUUACAAGAGUAGAUACUCCAAGAUGGAAGCAGUAAAAAGAACUGUUGAUACUUCUUGUACAAAAUAGGAUUAGGGCAUGAUGUGCUCAAAGUUAUUUAUGCAAGCAAUCCAUGUUUUGGGUUGUAUUUUAAUUCAUUUUCAGAAACUAGUAAUCUAUUAGAUUCUGGCCCUCGAUUGUUAAAUUUUAAAAAUUUGGUGUUAAUUUAUGCGAGGCUAAUACUUUUUGGAAGAGAACAAGUUUGCCAAUGUGCAUGUCUA